Elephantulus edwardii (Cape elephant shrew) is the source of this 2742-nucleotide messenger RNA. RefSeq names its product solute carrier family 12, member 9 (gene SLC12A9). Gene Ontology annotation, molecular function: potassium:chloride symporter activity. Gene Ontology annotation, cellular component: membrane. NCBI's taxonomy places the organism in Eukaryota, Metazoa, Chordata, Mammalia, Macroscelidea, Macroscelididae. Gene Ontology annotation, biological process: cell volume homeostasis; chloride transmembrane transport; potassium ion import across plasma membrane. The record is from RefSeq and is a predicted model, not a curated record. The coding region runs from base 1 to 2742 and encodes 913 amino acids. The transcript is spliced from 13 exons.
AUGGCCAGCGAGAAUUCACCCCUUUUGGCCUACCGGCUCCUGGGGGAGGAGGGAAUGGCCUUCUCCGCUAAUGGAGCAGGGGGUCCUGGCGGGGCAUCUCCCCGGAAGCUCUCCACCUUCCUGGGCGUGGUGGUGCCCACAGUCCUGUCCAUGUUCAGUAUCGUUGUCUUCAUGAGGAUUGGGUUUGUGGUGGGCCACGCUGGGCUGCUGCAGGCCCUGGCCAUGCUCCUGGUCGCCUACUUCAUCCUGGCACUCACCGUCCUCUCUGUCUGUGCCAUCGCCACCAAUGGAGCUGUCCGGGGGGGCGGAGCCUACUUCAUGAUCAGUCGGACUCUGGGGCCUGAGGUCGGGGGCAGCAUCGGCCUCAUGUUCUACCUGGCUAAUGUCUGUGGCUGUGCUGUGUCCAUGCUGGGGCUGGUGGAGGCUGUGCUCGACGUCUUUGGGACUGAUGCCACAGGGCCCAGUGGACUUCGAGUCCUACCCCAGGGCUACGGCUGGAACCUGCUCUAUGGCUCCUUGCUCCUGGGCCUUGUGGGUGGGAUCUGCACUCUGGGAGCGGGGCUGUAUGCCCGGGCCUCCUUCCUUACAUUCCUGCUGGUCUCGGGCUCCCUGGCAUCGGUGCUGAUUAGCUUUGUGGCCGUGGGACCCAGGGACAUCCCUCUGACUCCUCGACCUGGCCCCAACGGCUCCUCCAUGCCCUACCAGGUUGGCCACUUCACUGGCUUCAAUAGCAGCACACUGAAGGCAAACUUGGCAGCUGGCUAUGCCCAGGACUACACGACGGGGGCCAUGAUGACCUUUGCCAGCGUCUUUGCUGUCCUCUUCAACGGCUGCACAGGCAUCAUGGCAGGGGCCAACAUGUCAGGCGAGCUGAAGGACCCCAGCCGCGCGAUUCCCCUGGGCACCAUCGUUGCUGUUGCCUACACCUUCUUCAUCUAUGCCCUGCUUUUCUUCCUCUCCAGCUUCACCUGUGACAGGACCCUCCUGCAGGAGGACUAUGGCUUCUUCCGGUCCAUCAACCUGUGGCCCCCACUGGUGCUGAUUGGCGUUUACGCUGCAUCUCUCUCAGCUUCCAUGAGCUCACUCAUUGGGGCCUCACGCAUCCUCCAUGCCCUGGCCCAGGAUGACCUCUUUGGUCUCAUCUUGGCACCGGCAAAGGUUGUGUCCCGAGGGGGAAACCCCUGGGGGGCUGUGCUGUAUUCUUGGGGCCUCGUGCAGCUGGUGCUCCUGGCAGGGAAGUUGAACACCCUGGCUGCUGUGGCCACUGUCUUUUACUUGGUGGCCUAUGCUGCAGUGGAUCUGUCUUGCCUGAGCCUGGAAUGGGCCUCAGCCCCUAACUUCCGCCCCACCUUCAAUGUGUUCUCUUGGCACACCUGCUUGCUGGGGGUGGCCUCCUGCCUGCUCAUGAUGUUUCUCAUCAGCCCUGGGGCCGCCGGCGGCUCCCUGCUUUUCAUGGGCCUGCUCUCUGCCCUGCUCACAGCUCGAGGAGGUCCCAGCAGCUGGGGCUACGUCAGCCAGGCUCUGCUUUUCCACCAGGUGCGCAAGUACCUGCUCCGGCUGGAUGUGCGAAAGGAGCAUGUGAAAUUCUGGAGGCCACAGCUGCUGCUCUUGGUGGGGAACCCUCGGGGCGCCCUGCCUCUGCUGCGGCUGGCCAACCAACUCAAGAAGGGGGGCCUGUAUGUGCUGGGCCACGUCACCCUGGGCGACCUGGACUCCCUCCCCUCGGACCCGGUGCAGCCACAGUAUGGGGCCUGGCUGAGCCUGGUGGACCGGGCCCAGGUGAAGGCCUUUGUGGAUCUCACACUCUCACCCUCUGUGCGUCAGGGGGCUCAGCAUCUGCUGCGGAUCUCAGGCCUCGGUGGCAUGAAGCCCAACACGCUGGUCCUGGGUUUCUACGAUGAUGCUCCCCCCCAGGACCAUUUCCUCACAGACCCAGCCUUCUUGGAACCUGCUGACGGCCCUAGGGAAGGGGGACCCCCCUCCCUGAGCACCUUGUUCCCUCCACCUCGGGCUCCUGGAAGCCCCCGGGCUCUCAGUCCCCAGGAUUAUGUGGCCACCGUGGCAGAUGCCCUCAAGAUGAACAAGAAUGUGGUCCUUGCUCGGGCCUGCGGAGCCUUGCCCCCCGAGCGGCUGAGCCGGGGAUCUGGGGGCACCUCUCAGCCACACCACGUGGACGUGUGGCCCCUCAACUUGUUGCGGCCCCGGGGUGGGCCUGGCUAUGUGGACGUCUGUGGCCUCUUCCUGCUGCAGAUGGCAACCAUCUUGGGCAUGGUGCCUGCUUGGCACAGUGCCCGUCUCCGCAUCUUCUUGUGCUUGGGGCCUCAGGAGGCCCCUGGGGCAGCCGAGGGGCGGCUCCGGGCACUGCUCAGCCAGCUGAGAAUCCGGGCUGAGGUGCAGGAGGUAGUGUGGGGUGAGGGGGCCGGGAGCAGGGAGCCGGAGGAGGAGGGGGGGGAGUUUGAAAACUGCGGGAGGGGAGAUGCUGAGACAGAGGCCCUGGCAAGCAGUGCCAACGCCCUAGUUCGUGCCCAGCAGGGGCGAAGAGGGGGUGGACCCUGCGGCCCCGAAGGUGCAGAUGGGGAGGAGGGUCCUUCCACUGCCCUUACCUUCCUGUACCUGCCUCGGCCACCCGCUGAUUCUGCCCGCUACCCCCAUUACCUGACACUGCUGGAUAUCCUGAGCCGGGACCUGGGCCCCACACUGCUCAUUCACGGCGUCACCCCUGUCACUUGCACUGAUCUCUAA